AUGUCUCUCGUUCUAUCUCUUUGCUUGGCCUUCCUUUUUUCGCUUGGCCAUGGUUCUCAUAGCUUACCUGCACAAAGGGCUCCUCAUCUUGAUACGCUUCUCCCAAAUGGAAACUUUGAGCAAGUUCCUAACAAAACAAACAUGAGAAAGAGGCAAAUAAUCGGCAAAUACUCUUUACCUCAUUGGGAAAUCUCCGGCCACGUGGAGUUAGUCUCCGGCGGUCCACAGCCCGGUGGUUUCUAUUUCGCAGUGCCACGUGGAGUUUACGCAGCCAGGCUAGGAAACUUAGCCUCCAUAUCUCAAUACGUGAAAGUGAAGCGUGGCUUGGUCUAUUCUCUAACGUUUGGGGUCACAAGGACUUGUGCUCAAGACGAGAACAUACGAAUCUCUGUCCCCGGUCAGACCAAUGAACUACCGAUCCAAACUUUGUUCAGUACCAAUGGUGGUGAUACGUACGCUUGGGCCUUUAAGGCAACUUCUGAUUUGGUUAAGGUCACGUUUCACAAUCCUGGUGUUCAAGAAGACCCUUCUUGUGGACCGCUCGUUGAUGCCGUUGCCAUCAAAGAAAUUCUUCCUCUCCAAUAUACUAAAGGAAACCUUGUGAAAAACGGCGGAUUCGAGAUCGGACCACACGUAUUCAACAACUUCUCUUCCGGAAUCUUAAUUCCGGCGAAGUUACAAGACCUAAUCUCACCACUUCCGGGAUGGAUCAUAGAAUCUCUAAAACCAGUCAAAUACAUCGAUAACCGUCACUUCAAAGUCCCUUCAGGACUCGCCGCGAUCGAAAUCGUCGCCGGAAGAGAAAGCGCGAUCGCUCAGAUCAUCCGUACCGUCGCCGGAAAAAACUACAUCCUCUCGUUCGCGGUUGGAGACGCGCAUAAUGGUUGUCACGGUUCGAUGAUGCUGGAAGCGUUUGCGGGAAAAUCGGCGUUUAAGUGGGUUUUAUCAUACGAAGCUUCAUGA
Arabis nemorensis is the source of this 963-nucleotide messenger RNA. The record is from the annotation of a GenBank genome assembly. Lineage: Eukaryota; Viridiplantae; Streptophyta; Magnoliopsida; Brassicales; Brassicaceae.